GCAGUGUGGCUUGUCUGCUGGCCUGGUUGUUAAUGAUCCCCUUUGGUUUCCAGAUUAUUUUGAUCAGUCUUAUUUCUACUUCAACAUCUCCUCGGUCGGGAAGAAUGAACAAAUGCUGAAAGCAGAGCUCAGAGUUUUCAAGCUCAAUAAAAACCACAUGCCCCAGAAAUCUUUUUUGGAACAUUUUCUCAAAGUGGAGGUGUAUGAGGUUUUGGACAGGGGAAGUACGCCAGAGAGAAGAACUCUCAUUUCAUCCAGACUGUUGUCGAUGUACACCGAAGGCUGGGAAGUGUUCAACGUCACGCAGACAGUUUCCAGAUGGGUUGGAAACAGCAGCAUGAACCGCGGCUUCCUGAUCAGUACCACUCACGUGUCUAAAAACAAAAUGGAAGUCAACUUCGUCAGGUUUGCCAAGAGCCAGCGCAAUCUGCGGGACAGUCGGAAUGCCUUCUUGGUCCUCUUCACCAAUCAUGACCGGCAGAGAGCUUCCCAUUUCCUCCCCUCCUCCACAGAAUUCCAGCCGGCCGCGCCCGACGAUGCUGCUUCCUCCUCCUUGCCUCGCCAGAACGAGGUCUUGGCGAACAUCAGAGUGAACAAGAGCAGAAGAAUUCGGGACACCUCGGCCUUCUCCCCCAGAGACCCCAUUGUGCCAUGCCAGCUCAGCGAUCUCUUCGUGGACUUCCAUGAGAUCGGUUGGGCGGGCUGGAUCAUUUUCCCUCGUGGCUACAAGGCUUAUUACUGCAAGGGGGCCUGCCUGUUCCCCUUGGGGGAAAGCCUCCGGGCCACCAACCACGCGACGGUCCAGUCCAUCGUCCACACGCUGAAGCUGUCCAAGGAGGUCAGCACGCCGUGCUGUGUCCCGGACAAGCUGAAUUCCAUCAGCAUCAUGUACUUCGACGACAACGAGAACGUGGUGCUGAAGAAUUACAAAGACAUGGUGGCCGCCAGCUGUGGCUGUCACUGAGGCGAGCCCUCUCGGCCAGCCACCGCCUGGGGUCUGGACUCCUCCCCGGGACGCUGAAGGUGGAUGCCUUGAGUUUGAGUUUAUGCCCUGGCGACUCCCAGCCGGGGGGUGUAGCACCCCCAGAACGCCUGGAUCCAGCACCUGGGACCUUAGUAACGUCCGAUAAGGGAGGUAGCCAGCUGGUCAGCGCUGAAAGGGCUCUACCACCGGGCUCCAUCCAUAGAGAGGAGACUGCUCCCAGCUCCCCAGACCAGCUGACUUGUCUAAGAGUCCUGUGCCCUCCGGCCUGCAGGGACAAUGCAGGGGAGGGGUUGGGGGCUGCUUCUGCAGAUACAAACCAGUGAGACAGAGCAGGACUGGCGUUAAUGGGGGCCAGCACAUCUGAGGCAGAAGGAUCGUGAGGAAACGCUUUGGUCUGGUUAGUCUAGUUG
Molecule: messenger RNA, 1395 nt
Organism: Pelodiscus sinensis (Chinese soft-shelled turtle)
Lineage: Eukaryota; Metazoa; Chordata; Testudines; Trionychidae
Source: RefSeq, a predicted model, not a curated record